CGAAAACAAACACCGGGAGCGAGUCCGGGGCGGGUGGAGCGAAAACGGGUACGCCGUACGGGCGGGAUGAUUUCGGAGAUGCCGUCGUUCUGAAUUCGAACUCUUCGAAUUUCACGAUCGCAGAUCUCUCUCUCUCGGUCCGUAAGAUCCGUCAAUUUUUCUCGUCGCCGAUCGGCGAUUCUCUUCCAUCUCCGGCGGCCUGAGAGCUUGUUCUUUUACUGGCGGCUAUACGGAUUCCUGAGAGUUGAUGAUGGCCGUGAUCGAGGAGCCAUUAUACCCUAUUGCGUUGCUCAUAGACGAGCUGAAGAAUGAGGAUAUCCAACUCCGUCUGAACUCCAUCCGUCGGCUCUCCACCAUUGCUCGUGCCCUCGGUGAAGAGAGGACGCGGAAGGAGCUGAUCCCGUUUCUCAGCGAGAACAAUGACGACGACGACGAAGUCCUCCUGGCGAUGGCAGAAGAACUGGGGGCUUUUCUCCCGUAUGUCGGAGGUGUUGGGCAUGCGAAUGUGUUGCUGACGCCGCUGGAAACACUUUGUACAGUCGAGGAGACCCGUGUGAGGGAUAAGGCAGUUGCAUCUCUGUGUAGAAUUGGGGAUCAGAUGAGGGAGCAGGAUGUGGUCGACUACUUCAUUCCCAUGAUGAAGAGGCUGGCUGCCGGUGAAUGGUUCACAGCUCGUGUUUCGGCUUGCGGCUUGUUUCAUGUUGCUUACCCUAGUGCCCCGGAGGCAUUGAAGACAGAACUGCGGGGAAUAUACAGUCAGUUAUGUCAAGAUGACAUGCCAAUGGUCAGAAGAUCUGCUGCGACAAACCUUAGGAAAUUUGCUCCUACUGUUGAAGCUGUGCAUCUGAAAACUGAUAUUAUGUCUAUAUUUGAGAAUCUAACGCAAGAUGAUCAGGAUUCCGUGCGCUUACUGGCCGUUGAAGGGUGUGCAGCUCUUGGGAAAUUGUUGGGACCCCAAGACUCUUUGGCCCAUAUCCUACCUGUCAUGGUUAACUUCUCCCAGGAUAAGUCUUGGCGCGUUCGUUACAUGGUUGCUCAGGAAUUGUAUGAGCUAUGUGAAGCUGUUGGUCCUGAACCAACUAGGUCAGACCUGGUUCCUGCUUAUGUUCGCCUGCUUCGUGACAACGAGGCUGAAGUGCGUAUAGCCGCUGCAGGAAAAGUUACCAAGUUAUGCAGUAUUUUGAAUCCUGAACUUGCAAUUCAGCAGAUUCUUCCUUGUGUGAAGGAAUUGUCUGCAGAUUCAUCACAGCAUGUCAGGUCUGCUUUGGCCUCUGUCAUAAUGGGAAUGGCACCAGUUUUAGGGAAGGAUGCCACGAUUGAACAGCUACUCCCAACAUUCUUGUCUCUUCUGAAAGAUGAAUUUCCUGAUGUUCGACUGAAUAUCAUUAGCAAACUUGAUCAAGUUAACCAGGUGAUUGGAAUUGAUCUGCUCUCCCAGUCCCUAUUACCUGCUAUUGUUGAACUUGCAGAGGAUAGGCACUGGAGGGUUAGGCUUGCCAUCAUAGAGUACAUACCACUGCUGGCUAGCCAGUUGGGUGUAAGAUUUUUUGAUGAUAAGCUUGGUGCUCUGUGCAUGCAGUGGCUGAAAGAUAAGGUUUACAGUAUCCGGGAUGCUGCCGCUAACAAUGUGAGGUGCCUUGCAGAAGAAUUUGGACCAGAAUGGGCAAUGGAACAUAUGGUUCCACAGGUUUUGGACAUGAUAAACAACCCGCACUAUCUAUAUCGGAUGACCGUUCUUCAUGUGAUAUCUCUGCUUGCCCCUGUCAUGGGAUCCGAUAUCACUUGUUCAAAACUUUUGCCAGUGGUUAUUAGUUCCUCAAAAGAUAGGGUACCCAAUAUCAGAUUCAAUGCGGCAAAGGUGUUGCAGUCUAUUAUUCCUCUAGUCGAUCAUUCUGUUGUAGAGAGGAUUAUUCGUCCGUGUUUGGUUGAGCUGAACGAGGACCCAGAUGUUGAUGUUAGAUUCUUCGGCAGUCAAGCACUUCAGUCGAGUGACCAGGUCAUGGUGAUGAGCUAAGAAUAGUUAGCUGUAGAUUUUCUCCGUUUUGUUAUUCUCUUGGCGUGGCUCUUGUUUAUUUUCUAAUUUUGUUCGCCCUCAAUUGGAAGCUCAUACUGAGCAACUUGAUGAUGUAUAAAUGUUUUUUCUUUUCAUCUCAAAUUUGAAGUUGAAACUUCGCUGAUAGGUAUUAUAGCUGGACUUGAUUCAGACAUGAGACGUUGAUAGCCGUUUAUAGUCUUACAUCUUGUAAAAUCUACUUAGUUGUCGACAUUUGUUGGGUUA
Molecule: messenger RNA, 2278 nt
Organism: Eucalyptus grandis
Lineage: Eukaryota; Viridiplantae; Streptophyta; Magnoliopsida; Myrtales; Myrtaceae
Product: serine/threonine-protein phosphatase 2A 65 kDa regulatory subunit A beta isoform
Exons: 13
Coding region: 248-2014 (588 amino acids)
Biological process (GO): protein dephosphorylation
Cellular component (GO): cytoplasm; protein phosphatase type 2A complex
Molecular function (GO): protein phosphatase regulator activity; protein binding
Source: RefSeq, a predicted model, not a curated record